Molecule: messenger RNA, 881 nt
Organism: Brachypodium distachyon (stiff brome)
Lineage: Eukaryota; Viridiplantae; Streptophyta; Magnoliopsida; Poales; Poaceae
Exons: 3
Coding region: 105-482 (125 amino acids)
Cellular component (GO): MICOS complex; mitochondrion; mitochondrial inner membrane
Source: RefSeq, a predicted model, not a curated record
AACCCAAACGCAGAAGCAACGCAACCUCCUCUUCUCCUCCCCCAUUUCCUCGCGUCCCCACCUCUCCUUCCUCCUGUCGCGCGACGAAACCCUCCCCUUCCACCAUGGCGGAGUCGCCCGAGAACGCCGCCGCCGCGCCCGCGCCCGCGCCCGUCCCGCCCCCGCCGGCGCCGAAGCCGUCCACCCCGCCGCCGCCUCCCAAGUCGGGGAUCCCGCCGCGGUACGACCUGGACGCCAAGUGGGACGCCUGCCUCGACCUCUCCAUCCGCCGCGUCGCCUACGCCUCCCUCGCCGGCGUCUUCGGGGGCCUCAUCCUCUUCCGUAGCCCAACAACCCGCUGGGCGUCAGUUGCACUUGGAGCUGGUGUGGGAAUAGGAGCUGCGUACACUGAAUGCUCGUACAUAUUCAAUGGUUCUCCUCCGAAGUGGUCACCCAAAGUUCCAUCUGUUCCUUCUGCUCAUUCUGAAGGAGGAGACAAGUAAAUGUCAUUCGGCUGGCUGGAUCAGCAGUCCAUCUUGGUGGAGUUUUUGGAGUGUUGUUGAACCAGCUGUUUCAUGUCCUGAUAUCGCCACUUGUGGUCAUAGUAGUAUCACCUUGAAAUUAGCAUGCCCUACCCGUGAUUUGUCUUAACAGUUAUGCGAAAAACCCAUUCCCUACUGCGGUCUCUGAUGACCCCCCAUGGCUGCUGCGCACUGCAAAGAGCUUCAUACGCUCCGUCUUCAAUCGAUGGUUUUGUGACUGGCAAUAAAUUUUCCAUCUUGUUUUACUGUGUUGCGGCAUGCUCACCAUUAUACAUUUUGUACAAUACGCGUUCAUGGGUGUUUGUUCUACUCUUUGAGUAGGAUUGCCUUUCUAAUAUGGGUUAAAUUUAUCAGCUGUCA